CACUGAUUUUAUGUUGGUCAGGGGGGUGCGAGUAGUUAGCAGGGGGUUUUGGUUGCUGAAGAGGCGACUUUGGAAAACUGGGGGAGCAUCUCGGGUGUGGAACUGGCGGCUGUAGGUGACGGAUAGUGGGUCUUGGAUGCUGGCCCGGUGAGAGCCGAUGACGGGUGUCGUGUCCUCGCUACUGAGUCGGUGACUGAUGAUAGAUAGAGGGUCUUGGAUACUGACCCGACGGUUGUGGAUGAUGGGCAGCGGCUCUUGGAUACUGACCCGGCGAGUUGGGGUGCUGGGCUGAGGGUCUUGGAUACUGACCCGGCGAGUCGGGGUGCUGGGCUGAGGGUCUUGGAUACUGACCCGGCGAGUCGGGGUGCUGGGCUGAGGGUCUUGGAUACUGACCCGGCGAGUCGGGGUGCUGGGCUGAGGGUCUUGGAUACUGACCCGGCGACUGUGGAUGAUAGGCAGGGGCUCUUGGAUACUGACCCGGCGAGUCUGGGGGAAGGACUGAGAGUCUUGGUUACUGACCCGGGACCUGAAGGUGCUGGAUGAAAGGUUUUGGGUCUCACCUUGGGAGUUGCUGGGAGCGGCCUGGAGGGAAUCCGGCUGAGUGCUCUGUUGACCAGAAUGGGACCUCUGGGCCAUGUGAAGAUAUGGGACAAGGCCGGUGCCCGGAUGCACUCAACACCCUGCCAACCUCCUCAUCCCCCUUUGCCAACCAUCACUGUGUCCUGGAAGCCCAUUGGUCUCUCCUGGGCCUCCUGCUCCGUCCCUCAGGGUCUGAAUCUCUCUGUCCCCUCUGCUGUCAGUCGUGGUCUCUCUCACUGUCCACAGGCAGGCCUCGGAGCUUUAGUCUGGCCUGGCGCUGAGGCUGGGGGAAGGUUCCAUGACAGUUGGAGGGGUUCCAGGAGGUUGGGACGUUGGCCAUGGACUCAUGUUCUACUCUAGCUGCUCUGGAACCAAUCUCUUCAUGGGAGGAGGACCGCAAGUUCGUCCUGCGAGCCUGGUGUCUUGUCUUCAUCAUCCUGGCAACUGCGAUGCUGCUCAGUGUGCUGGACGGGCGUAUGGCCUACCUGCACGGCGCCUACACCGGCUACGUGGGCUUCUGGACCAACUGCAAGAAGCACACGUGUGCCAACCUGCGCCAAGUCACGGUUCUCAUCCACAUGAGCAUGGGCUUCAUGAUCCUGGCCGUGAUCCUGGCUCUAGUCCUCCUCCUGGCCAUGGGCUUCUCCUUCCGGCCAGCACUCCGCCGUCUUAACAAGACUGACCUCGUCUUCAGUACCCUCAGCUCCUUCACUGUGUAUGUGUGUGUCCCCGCGCGCGGGCACACUAGUCAUGCAGGGUGGGAGAGGAUGUCUCUGGCUCGCUUCUCUUUCUGGAGGUCUCUGAGUCCCUGUCCAGCCUCAUGUCCAUCUCUGGCCCCAUCUCAGUGCAGGGCUCCUGAUUCUCCUCAGCCUGACGCUCUUUAUAGCCAACUGCGAGAUGCUCCAACCGAGGCCACAGGAAUCCUGAGCUACUUAAACUACAUGGGCAUGUGGGGCAAAGGGACGUCCUCCAUGGAACGGCGGAUGAGCUACCGCCGGUGGGCCUCGCUGCAGAACACCCGGAAGUCCAUAUCCGAACAGCCGUCGUCGGACGCAGGCUCCAAGCACGUCGAGGACCUGUCCGUUUAAGAGCCUGCCCCCCCCGCCCCCGCCCCCACCCCCCCCCCCCCGCCCCCACCCCCCCCUCCCCUCCACCCCC
This is a messenger RNA of Bubalus bubalis (water buffalo), 1737 nucleotides long. RefSeq lists its product as uncharacterized. The record is from RefSeq and is a predicted model, not a curated record. The transcript is spliced from 5 exons. Lineage: Eukaryota; Metazoa; Chordata; Mammalia; Artiodactyla; Bovidae. Bases 918 to 1667 code for a protein of 249 amino acids. Gene Ontology annotation, cellular component: plasma membrane.